AUGGUGCCGCCACUUGUUUCAUACACGAAAAUAACCGACUGGAUGAACCAAACAUAUGAUCAUUCAGAGCCUCGGGCUGAUCCAGUACUGCGUUCGCGAACGGCCGUACCUUUGACCGUCAUUGAAUGUACUACGCGAAGCCUCAUUAUUCUCCCAGAGAACGAGGCAUAUGUUACUGUUAGCUAUGUCUGGGGCUCUGUGACAUUUGAUCAGACUACCACACAGUCUGGAAAAUAUGAGCCCAACUCGCUGCCACUACAGCUCCCUUCUACCAUUGAGGAUAGCAUCACUGCUUGCUUAGCUCUAAACUUCCGUUACCUAUGGGUUGAUCGAUAUUGCAUCCAUGGAAGCCAUGAUGUAUGCGCACAGCAAAUUAAACACAUGGACAAGAUAUAUUCCGAGUCAGCCCUGACUAUCAUUGCUUGUGCAGGAGCCGACUCUUCUUAUGGGUUGCCGGGAGUGUCUCGCCCGCGCAAACCAGAUCCGAGCAUUGAAAUCAAAGGUCUCGGCUACCUACGAGCAAUACCUGCCAUGUACGACAUAGAAAGCAGCGUUUGGGCGACAAGAGGAUGGACCUAUCAAGAAGCAUUGCUAUCGAAAAGACAAUUGUACUUUACAGAGAAACAGUUGUUUCUUGGCCUUUACGAUAAGAUUGAGAGUGAAGCGGUAGUUCAUGGAGGAGACUGGGUUUCAGGGGCGAUAUCAGACGUGGCAAGAAGCAAACACUCAUUGGGCAUGUCGAACGUUUAUGACUGCAUUGGAGAGUACUCGGAGCGCCAACUUUCAUACCCUGAAGAUAUUUUAAAUGCCUUGCUUGGUAUUUUAUCCAAAUUCCAUGAAACGCGAGGGGUAUUCCAUGUCUGGGGCGUGCCAUUUAAAGGCAGCAACUCGAACCCACCCGAGGGCUCAACUCAGUCGAAUGAACUGGUAUUCGAAGAAAGCUUGUGCUGGAGUGCCAAUAAGCAAACCCCCCGAAAAGGGUUUCCCACCUGGUCCUGGACGUCCAGAGAUGGCGUGGUUCGCUGGCCGAUUAUGUUCCCCCUGACGCUGGUGUCUGCCCCGUCGAACGCAGGAGCUGCACCAAAGUUUGAGGUGGAGCUUAGGUCAGGCCAAUUAUGCAGUUUGUCAGAAUACCAGGUGCGCUACGAUCAUCUCAACAACUAUAGCGAAGCAGUGCUUUCCCAGGACCGUCCAAGCCAAUUCAUUCAUGUCGAGGCGUUUGUGUCCCCGAUUGUCAAGAUCCAGGACAUGGUCAUUUCGGACAGGGUAGUUUUAAGAUCAAGCACAGGAGAGCCAAUCUUCUUGGAGGUUGUUGGAAGCGAAAGACUGGCUCCAGGCCUGCCGGGUUCACUUGUGGCUGUUCACCUGGUCACUGGUAGUUACGCCCAUGUUCGUACCAAAUACGCACUCAUCGUCCGCGAUAUGGGGGACCAUUGGGAGCGUGCUGUUCUGAUAGAAGAUAUCGAGUGUCUCCUCGAGGGGGCUGUCAAGGUCCGCAGGAAGCUUCGACUUGGUUGA
This is a messenger RNA of Exserohilum turcica Et28A, 1518 nucleotides long. RefSeq lists its product as uncharacterized. The transcript has a single exon. The coding region runs from base 1 to 1518 and encodes 505 amino acids. The record is from RefSeq and is a predicted model, not a curated record. Lineage: Eukaryota; Fungi; Ascomycota; Dothideomycetes; Pleosporales; Pleosporaceae.